AUCCUUGACUUGGCCUGAGCCGUACCCCCUGUUGCUGGGCCCCUACCAGGCUGGGCAAAGGAGGUGUGUGGAGUUGGUAGUACAGCCUUCCUGGCUUGGUGCCAGAGUAAAAAGGGAGGUGUAUGGGCUCCAAGAAGGUGCUUCUGGUCUCAAAACCAAAAAUGGGAAGGGCCAGUUGAGCCCCAGUUGUGAGGAAAGACUUUGAGAUCCACCCCCCAGCUUAUCUUUGGAUAAAAGGAGCCAUAGCCUCUGGUGGGGCUCUUAUAUCAGCCUUAGGAUCGCUGGGGUCUCCUGAGAGGGUUUAGCAUAGACCCCAGCCCCUCUCCUUUGGGCACAAGGUAGGAAGACCAAACUGAGCCCUUUAGGCUGAGGAGAAACCUGACCUGCCAAUGUGGCUGGGGCCCCUAGGCUCCACCUGCUCCGCUUCUCCUGACCCCUUCACUUGGCACAUUCUCACCCAGUCUGGGGGACCCCAGAAGCUCAGAGGAAGCAUUGCUCCCUGAGAAAGAAUAUCCUCUAGCCUUCCCGUGUACCCCAGUCCUAAUCCUUCCUUGAAGGGGGCCAAGAUGGGUGAUCCCCAGACAUGCCCCUUAGUUCCCUGGGGUGUCCUUUCCAAGCUGAGUCACGUCCCCAGAGUAAUCCAGGUAAACAAGGCCCUAGGGGUUGGAGGGCAGUCCCAGCUCGCCUUACCAACUCUUUUCCACUUCACCUCCCAGUCCUUGUACCUUCCCUCACAGCAGCCACAGAAGGCCCAAACCGCUGUGACACCAUAUACCAGGGCUUUGCUGAGUGUCUCAUACGCCUGGGAGACGGCAUGGGCCAAGGAGUCGAGCUGGAAACUGUUUGCAGGUCCUGGAAUGACUUUCAUGCCUGUGCCUCCCGGGUCCUGUCUGGGUGUCCAGAGGAGGCAGCUGCUGUGUGGGAGUCACUACAACAGGAAGCUCGCCGGGCCCCACACCCAGAUAACCUGCACACUUUGUGCAGUGCCCCAGUGCGUGUUUGGGAGCAAGGGGCAGGCUCCGAGACCAAUCAGGAAACACUGCGGGCAACAGCACCUACCUCUGUCCCAGCCCCAGCACCCGCACUGCUGGCUGCUGCUCUGGCACUUGCCUGCCUCCUGGGGCCUCUGGCCUAGCUGGUCACGUCAGGUAACAAUGCCUGUGCCUCCAGCCCUGCAGCAGUGGCCAGUGUCCUGGCUCUCUGGAGUGCUCAUGGCUUUCAUUAAAGGUAUUUAUAUUUGCAACUAAGCUCCUUGCUUUUUCCCAGCUGUGGCCUGCUUGGCUGGGGUGGGGCCCCAGAGGCUGAUUGCCAGCAUACACUGGGAGGACUGAGGGACUGCCACAAGGGACUCAAUCUUCCUCCUUAUGAACACUUAUUUCCUGGCUGCAGAGCAGAGCUUUCCAUUGCAUGCAGAUCCCCUGAGCUCCAGUGGAGACCCAAGUUCUGCCAGAACGCAAAUCUCUACCCUCUCAGGUUGGCUGCACAGGAUGAGACUUCUCAGCCUCAUUCCCCUAGCUCCGCCUCUUCCUCCAGAACGCCAGGUGA
Ochotona princeps (American pika) is the source of this 1545-nucleotide messenger RNA. RefSeq names its product neuritin 1 like (gene NRN1L). The coding region runs from base 584 to 1135 and encodes 183 amino acids. Gene Ontology annotation, cellular component: plasma membrane. The record is from RefSeq and is a predicted model, not a curated record. The transcript is spliced from 2 exons. Gene Ontology annotation, biological process: neuron projection extension; nervous system development. NCBI's taxonomy places the organism in Eukaryota, Metazoa, Chordata, Mammalia, Lagomorpha, Ochotonidae.